GACUGUGAGCUAAACGUGUUAGCUAGCUUAACGCAGAGAAUCGCUGCAACUAUAUGAUAGAUAGUAUAAAAUGCUGAUCUCAGAUGAAUCACUCAUAUAUAAAUGAUAUUUAGCCGCACCUCGUUACACCCAGAAGAACAGACAUGGAAAUCCUUCCGGUUCUGGAGCCUCUAGAUAAACCUAAUAAAGGGAUAUGGUAUUCUUUGAUACCAAGAGGAAGUGCUCCAGGUGUUAGUGUGGGUCACACCUGUACUUUUAUUCCAUGUGGAGAAGAGGGAGAAGGAAGAAUUCUUAUUGUUGGAGGAGCCAACCCCAGCGGCAGUUUUCCACAUUCCCACAUUAUAAAUCUAAAUAAGCUUGAAUGGGACAUUCCAGAGUGGGAGGGUUUAGCAGCACGGUAUGAACACUGCAGCUUUGUGCCAGAGAGUUGUCCUCAGAGCUUGUGGGUGUUCGGGGGAGCUCAGCAGACUGGCAAUCGCAGCUGUAUACAGACCAUACAGUUGACAGAUGAUGGGUCCCACUGGCAGAAAGUAUCAGUGGAAGGAACCCCACCCUGUCCUAGGACAUACCACACCAACUCAGCCUGCCUUGGGGACAGACUAUAUGUCUUUUCUGGUGGUGAAGCAGGAGCUGCACCCGUGUCAGACCAAAAACUUCAUGUCUUUGAUACAGUGUCUUCUACAUGGUCACAACCAGAUACACAUGGAAGGCAACCCUCACCCAGACACGGCCACAUUAUUGUAGCAGUGGGUUCAAAGAUCUACAUUCAGGGAGGGAUGGCUGGACAGAAAUUCCACAAUGAUAUGUACUCACUUGACACAAUGAACAUGAAGUGGGAGAAAGUCCCUGUCAAAGGAGAUAUCCCACCAGGAGUAGCUGCCCACUCUGCCAUGGUACUGGACAAGGAUAUUUACAUCUUUGGAGGGAUGACUGCAGAUGGAGCCAGCAACUCCAUGUACAGAUUCAACACAGAGAAAAAUAGAUGGAUUUUAAUGAAGUUUGAAGGCGAUAUUCCCCCCAAUCGUCUGGACCACUCAAUGUGUUUAUUACCAUGGAAGGUGCGUGCCGAGGAGGAUGGAAAUAAUGAGCAACCAAACAGCAUAGCAGCCCAAGAGACAGUACCUCUAGCCUUUGUUUUUGGAGGGAUGGACACUGAAGGUGUACUAUACAAUGACUGUAUUGUGACUGUGUUAAAAUGAUGCACUGAUGUGUAAUAACUAUUCACAAAUUACAAUAAAAUGCUGUUAAA
Molecule: messenger RNA, 1249 nt
Organism: Betta splendens (Siamese fighting fish)
Lineage: Eukaryota; Metazoa; Chordata; Actinopteri; Anabantiformes; Osphronemidae
Gene: rabepk
Product: Rab9 effector protein with kelch motifs
Exons: 8
Coding region: 144-1199 (351 amino acids)
Molecular function (GO): protein binding
Source: RefSeq, a predicted model, not a curated record